Molecule: messenger RNA, 2439 nt
Organism: Myxozyma melibiosi
Lineage: Eukaryota; Fungi; Ascomycota; Lipomycetes; Lipomycetales; Lipomycetaceae
Product: putative nucleoside transporter
Exons: 2
Coding region: 480-2348 (622 amino acids)
Biological process (GO): guanine transport; transmembrane transport; adenine transport
Cellular component (GO): plasma membrane
Molecular function (GO): purine nucleobase transmembrane transporter activity
Source: RefSeq, a predicted model, not a curated record
UGCUCUUCUUCUCUUCUUCUCUUCUUCUUCUACUAUUACUUCUUCUAUUACUGCUUCUUCUUCUGCUCUUCUUCUCUUCUUCUCUUCUUCUAUACCACUAUUAUUGUUACUACUACUUCUCUUCAAUCUCAUAAGCACCCCCGUGGCGUCGCUCGGCCUUGUCCGCCUCCGCCACCGCCAUUGUCUCCCAUCGGUGGCGCCGCCUCCUACGACGAUCAAACUCUAUCCGUGCGGCUCUAAACCUUACUCGCUUCUCCGUCCUCCUCCUUCCGUCCUCGCUUCCGGUCUCUGUCCUCUUAUCUUUCCUCCUCCCUAUUUAACCUCCUCCGUCCGCCCUCCACUCCUCUGCCUGCUCUGCUCUUGUCUGUUUCGGCGAUUCUCCCUCUCUUCUCCUUCCCUUCUUCUUCUCUUUUCUCUUCUCUCUUCUAUCUCCUCUCAUCUCUCAUCUCCCAUCUCCCAUCUCCUCAUCUCUUCCUACCAUGGGCGUGGCUGACAUAGUCCACUCCCUCAACCUCAAGGUCGCCCGCUCCCCGGUCGGCCGCUGGUUCAGACUCGAGAACUCCGGUUCUCGUCGCGAGCGCACCGGCGCCUUCUUCUUCACCGAAAUCCGCGCCGGGCUCGCUACCUUCUUCGCCAUGGCCUACAUCAUCUCCGUCAACGCCUCCAUCACCUCCGAGUCGGGUGGAACCUGUGUCUGUAAUGGCACUACCGAUGACCCUACCUGUGAUGCUGAUACUGAUUAUAUGGCCUGUGUUCAAGUCGUCAAGCAGGACCUCGUCACCGCCACAGCCGCCAUCGCCGCCCUCACAACCUUCUGCAUGGGUCUCUUUGCAAACCUUCCCAUCGGCCUCGCCCCCGGCAUGGGCCUCAACGCCUACUUCACCUACCAGGUCGUAGGCUACCACGGCUCCGGCUCCAUCUCCUACAAGCUCGCCGUCACCGCCGUCUUCGUCGAAGGUUUCAUCUUCAUCGGCCUCUCCAUCUUUGGCAUCAGGCAAUGGCUCGCCCGCUCCAUCCCCACCACCAUCAAGCACGCUACUGGUGCCGGCAUCGGUCUAUAUCUCACAUUCAUCGGUCUCUACGGCUCGGCCGGUCUCGGUGUCACCACCGGCUCGACGUCCACCCCCGUCGACCUUGCCGGCUGCGCGCUCGAGUACCAGGGCGACGCUGAUCUCUGCUCCGAGCACCAGAUGUCGGACGGCCGCAUGUAUCUCGGCAUCUUCCUCGGCGGCUUCAUCACCGUCUUUUGCAUGCUCUACCGUAUCAAAGGUGCCGUCAUCAUCGGCAUCGCUAUGGUUUCAAUCGUGUCCUGGCCUCGUCUGAGCCCGACUACAUACUUCCCUUACACCACCGAUGGCGACACGCGUUUUGAUUUCUUCAAGAAAGUCGUCACCUUCCACAAGAUUGAAAAGAUUCUGGCCGUGCAGGAGUGGAAUAUUGGCUCCAUCCCCGGCGGCACCGGCGAGUUCUGGCUCGCGCUCGUCACCUUCCUCUACGUCGACAUCCUCGACACCACCGGUACGCUCUACUCGAUGGCCAAGUUCGCGGGAUACAUGAACCCCAAGACCGGCGACUUUGAGGGCUCCGCGGUCGCCUACAUCGUCGACGCGAGCGGCAUCGUCAUCGGCUCGUUGUUUGGCACGCCGCCCGUGACUGCCUUUAUCGAGUCCGGCGCCGGUAUCUCCGAGGGCGGACGGACCGGCUUGACGGCUAUGACUACCGGUAUCUGCUUCUUCAUCUCGAUCUUCUUUGCGCCUAUCUUCGCCUCGAUCCCGCCGUGGGCUACUGGAUCCACGCUCGUGAUUGUCGGCGCGAUGAUGAUGGGCGCUGUCGCUGAAAUCAACUGGCAAUACGUCGGCGACUCGAUCCCUGCGUUCCUGACGAUCGCAGUCAUGCCGUUCACCUACUCGAUCUCGUACGGCCUUAUCGCGGGAAUCCUAUCCUACAUGCUCCUCAACAUCGGCGUGUGGCUGAUCGACAAGCUAUCAAAGGGCCGCAUCACGCCCGAGAACUACGAAAAGCGCGAAGGCUGGACGUGGCGAAUGGCAGUCGGCGAGGACGACGAGUCCGAGAUCGACCCCACCCUUCCCUCGACCUCUGCCUCCAAGCCCAAGCGCCUGACGCCGCUCGAGAUCAUGACGGUGUUUUUCCCGCCGUGGCUGACGAGGCUGGUCGUGCAUCGCAAGAAACGGUUCUGGGAGGAAGACGAGGCGGAGGGCGCGCGGGUGAUUAAUAGUAAGGAGAUGCGGGACGAUGGCGGGACUGUGAUUGAGACGAUCACGACGUCUGAGGAUGGACCGUCGUCGUCGAGUAAGGAGAGCAGUGCUAUCAAUGAGAAGGCGGAGUAGUUAUGAUUGUUUUACGGUAGUAAUGGUUGAUUUUACAUCUUAGCAGUAGCAGUAGCAGCAGCAGUAGCAGCAGCAGUAGCAGCAGCAGUAG